AUGUUACAUUUUAAAGCACCGACAUGUGUCCUGAUCGAACCAGAUGGGGAUACUUUCUCGGCCUUUGGAUACGACGCUGAAUCCAAAUACAACAGUUUAGUUAAAGCAGAGGAACAUGACAAAUGGUUCUUCUUCAGAAGAUUAGAUGAAACUGUACAAUACGAAAGGAGCGGAAGUAAGGGUUCACUUUCCUCCUUCAAAACUGGAAACAAAGUCGUAGUUGAUGAUGCAGGGGAGUUGUCAAUUUCAGGCGGUACAGUUGAUAUAGCUGUACAAGAGGUUGCAGAGAACGGUUCGAUGAAGAAUAUCUACAAAGCCAGUGGGGGAGAUUGGGGUGGGGCAAAGGUUGACGAGGCGUUCGUCUCCGUCCAAGGCGACAAAUUCAAAGUCAACAUGAGUGUAGUUACGUUCCUGUUCAAGACACAAGUUGACGCAAUAGUUCAACACGUUUCCAACCUUAUUGAGCAGUCGACAAUAGGUGGCAUAGAAGCAAUUGUUUCGGUUGGAGGAUUUUCAAAGUGUCCUCUUCUCCAGAAAGCUAUCAAGUUAAAGUUUGAUGGCCACAAAGUCAUCGUUCCAAACGAUCCAGACCUUGCAGUUUUGAAAGGAGCAGUGAUAUUUGGACAUAAACCAGAACUGAUUAACCAGCGAGUCAGCAAAUACACAUAUGGAGUUGAUAUGAGAACCACUUUUAAUGACAAUGUUCACAAAGAAGCUUACAAAGUGAUAGGCGAAGAUGAGGCUGUUCGAUGCAUCAAAUGUUUUGAUAAACAUAUUAUAGCUGGGCAGAGUUUUUCUUUUAGAGAAGCGCAAGUGGAAAAAUGCUACACUGCACCAACAUCAAGUCAAACCUCGGUAUCCAUUUCCAUUCUUUACACACUUGAUCCAAAUCCAAUGUACACGACCGACCAAGGCUGCCACCUUGCAGACACCUUAAAUGUUGCCAUUGGAGGGAGUGGUCUAGGCCGAGCGGUCAAGGUUAGGAUGAUUUACGGAGGUACUGAAAUAGAGGUCGAGGCUACUGAGGUCGCUACCGGCAACGUGCAGCGCAUGAAAACUGACUUCUUGAGCUAA
Molecule: messenger RNA, 1074 nt
Organism: Mya arenaria
Lineage: Eukaryota; Metazoa; Mollusca; Bivalvia; Myida; Myidae
Product: heat shock 70 kDa protein 12A-like
Exons: 4
Coding region: 1-1074 (357 amino acids)
Source: RefSeq, a predicted model, not a curated record